This is a messenger RNA of Onychomys torridus (southern grasshopper mouse), 1198 nucleotides long. RefSeq names its product ceramide synthase 3 (gene Cers3). Gene Ontology annotation, cellular component: membrane. Gene Ontology annotation, molecular function: sphingosine N-acyltransferase activity; DNA binding. Lineage: Eukaryota; Metazoa; Chordata; Mammalia; Rodentia; Cricetidae. The record is from RefSeq and is a predicted model, not a curated record. The transcript has 10 exons. The coding region runs from base 1 to 1182 and encodes 393 amino acids. Gene Ontology annotation, biological process: ceramide biosynthetic process.
AUGCUUCAGUCAUUUAGAGAAUGGUUCUGGUUGGAGAAAUUCUGGCUUCCUCCAACAAUAAAAUGGUCUGAUCUCGAAGAUCAUGAUGGGCUCGUCUUUGUUAAAGCUUCUCAUUUGUACAUGACAAUUCCAUAUGCCCUUCUUUUGGUGAUCAUCAGAUACUUCUUUGAAAAGUUUAUUGCCACACCUCUAGCAAAUGCAUUUGGCAUUCAAAACACAGUGCACAAAAUUAAACCGAAUGUCAUCCUAGAAAAUUUUUUCAAGCAUUCCACAAGUCAACCAUCACAUACUGAUGUUUAUGGACUGGCAAAGAAGUGUAAUUUGACAGAGCGCCAGAUUGAGAGAUGGUUCAGGAGUCGACGGAAUCAAGACAGGCCUUGCAGGAUGAAGAAAUUCCGGGAAUCUUGCUGGCGAUUUACAUUUUACUUAAUGGUAACUGUGGCUGGAGUUGCAUUUCUUUAUGAUAAACCAUGGGCCUACGACCUCUGGGAGGUCUGGCGUGACUACCCCAAGCAGCCUUUGCUGCCGUCACAGUACUGGUACUACACCCUGGAGAUGAGCUUUUACUGGUCACUGCUGUUUAGCCUGGGCUCUGAUAUCAAGAGGAAGGAUUUCCUCGCUAAUGUCAUCCACCACCUGGCUGCCAUUAGUCUGAUGAGCUUCUCCUGGUGUGCUAAUUAUAUCCGCAGUGGGACCCUCGUGAUGUUUGUGCAUGAUGUGUCUGACAUUUGGCUGGAGUCCGCCAAGAUGUUCUCCUACGCUGGAUGGAAGCAAACCUGCAAUAUUCUGUUCUUGAUCUUCUCGGUCGUGUUCUUCAUCAGCCGAUUCAUUAUUUUCCCAUUCUGGAUUCUGUACUGCACCCUGAUCAUGCCUCUACACUACCUCGAACCGUUCUUCUCAUACAUCUUCCUCAACCUCCAGCUCAUGGUCCUGCAGGGCCUUCACCUGUACUGGGGCUACUUGAUAAUGAAGAUGCUCAAUAGAUGCAUAUUCACGAAGAGCAUUCAGGAUGUGAGAAGUGACGAUGAAGAAGAUGAUGAUGAUGAUGAUGAUGAUGAUGAAGAAGAAGAAGAGGAGGAGGAGGAAGAGGAAGAAGGCACCAAAGGCAAAGGGACAGAUUAUCUGAAGAAUGGCCUUGGGACCAACAGGCAUCUCAUUCCCAAUGGUCAGCAUGGCCGUUAGCUUGAAGCUCUGGAAC